AUGGCGACACUUCAUCAGUAUGAUUACAUCUUUGCUCUAACCGUCAUAUUCGCUUGUCUCGAUGCCUGGAAUAUCGGUGCCAACGAUGUGGCCAACUCCUUCGGAACAUCCGUCUCCUCCCGCUCCCUGACCAUGAAACAAGCCAUGCUUAUAGCAGCAGUAUGCGAAUUCAGCGGCAGCGCAUCAGUAGGAUCCCGAGUCGCAGAUACCAUCCGCACCAAGAUUGUCGACCCUCACCACUACGACAGUUCGCCUGGUGUUUUGUUACUCGUUAUGAUGUGCACUAUCAUGUCGUCCUCGGUUUUCCUUACUUUUGCGACACGGCAAGGUCUUCCUGUAUCAACGACGCAUUCUCUUAUUGGUGGCUUGGUCGGUGCCGCGACGGCGAGCAUUGGGAUUCAGAAGGUUAGUUGGGGAUGGCAUGGUGUUUCCCAGAUCUUUGCGGCGUGGAUCAUUGCGCCUCUUAUUGCGGGGUGUAUGGGAUACUGCUUGUUUCUUUUUACGAAGAAGUUUAUUCUGAUGAAACGGAGUGCUGUGAAGAGGGCCUUCUACUCAAUCCCGUUCUACACCUAUCUUACUGUUGGAGCGCUCACGAUGCUUUUGGUCUGGAAGGGUAUUCAUGCAAUUAACCUGUCUGCGAGGGAUACAGUCAUUGCGAUCUUCGCUACCGCUACAGGAAUGACGUUUCUCCAGAUUUUGUUCAUACUUCCGUUUCUAUGGACGAGGAUUAUGCACGAAGAUUGGACUCUCAAGUGGUAUCAUGUCUUCCAGGGACCGAUGCUUCUUUGGAGAUCACCUCCCCCGCCGACACCAAUUGGCUUCACGAAACCUCGAAUCAGGGACUACUACCAAGGACAUCUCACGCGGGAGGAACUAGAUUACAUACGGACUUCCGAAACACUUCUUCAGUCGAUUCAGACACGAAAUGGAGAGUUACCUGAUCUCGACCAAGACGACGACUGGAUUCUUCCACCGCCAGCUCAAACACCUCCAAGAACGCCACCCAAUAAAUUCGAACGACGUCCCUCUUCCGAAUUCGUACCUCCACGUCCAGAUGGACACUGGAACAGUCCAAAAGUACUAGCAUGGAGAGUCAACCGUGUGCUACUCCGCGGUCUAGAAAAGGAUGUUGUAGCAAUGCAGAAACGCAACAACAUUCUCAACUGGGACUUGGAAGAUAUGCAUGCCCGAUCAGCACAUUACGACAACCGCGCAGAAUACAUGUAUUCCUCCCUCCAGAUCCUCACUGCCGCAACAGCAUCUUUCGUGCACGGAGCAAACGACGUCAGCAACGCAGUCGCACCUUUUACAACAGCCUACCAAGUCUGGUCCACUGGCACGAUCCCCGGUUUUGUCGAGAUCCCAUUCUGGAUCCUCGCAGUCGGCGGUGCUUGCAUCGUUGUUGGACUGUUAACGUACGGUUACCACGUCAUGCGCACGCUGGGUAAUCGUCUCACGCUCAUAUCGCCCAGUCGCGGAUUCUGCAUGGAACUUGCUAGUGCUAUAACCGUGCUUAUGGCGACAAGAUUGUCGUUACCUGUGUCUACGACACAGUGUAUCACGGGCGCGACGGUAGGUGUUGGGUUGGCUAAUGGGGAUUGGAGAUGUAUUAAUCCGAAGCUUGUGGCGUGGAUUUAUUUGGGUUGGAUUGUUACGUUGCCUGUUACGGCUGUCAUGUCGGGGUGUUUGAUGGCGUUGAUUAUCAAUGCGCCUAGAUGGGAGACAUGA
Molecule: messenger RNA, 1728 nt
Organism: Fusarium coffeatum
Lineage: Eukaryota; Fungi; Ascomycota; Sordariomycetes; Hypocreales; Nectriaceae
Exons: 2
Coding region: 1-1728 (575 amino acids)
Biological process (GO): phosphate ion transmembrane transport
Cellular component (GO): membrane
Source: RefSeq, a predicted model, not a curated record